Micropterus salmoides (largemouth bass) is the source of this 3374-nucleotide messenger RNA. It is a transcript of the gene adck5, whose product is annotated as aarF domain containing kinase 5. NCBI's taxonomy places the organism in Eukaryota, Metazoa, Chordata, Actinopteri, Centrarchiformes, Centrarchidae. The coding region runs from base 1233 to 2651 and encodes 472 amino acids. The record is from RefSeq and is a predicted model, not a curated record. The transcript has 12 exons.
UUUUAAUACUCUCUUGUUAAAGUAAAAUCUGUCUGGCACAAUAUGGUAUCCAGGUCAUUAUACUCUAUACCAGGCUGCUGGGCAGGACAGGUUUAAAAAAAAAAAAAAAAUCAAACAAAGUGUUUCUGAAAUAAACAAGUAAAUCUUUGUGUUUUACAUUCUUUUUAAGCUAAGUUAUUAAGGUCGUUGAAUAUUAACAGUCAUUGUGUGUCAUGUAUUGUCAGGGUUAAUGAAAAAAAAGCUUUUAAAACUACAUGCAUGCAACAGAUGUGAUAUUAUUAGUCUAACCUAGGUUCUCUCAUACCUUCUCACAACGUCACUGAAUUCACUAUUAACUAUUCAUCUGAACCGUUUAUGAUGUUUUAUAUGCUAUAAACAUAGGGGUAGACAGCACCUUCUCUGUUUUAUCAUUUUAUAUUUUUGGUUCAGGAGAAAUGAUGCAAAAUACAUAAUUCGGUUAUGGCGGACAGUAAAAUGGCUGCCACGUUUUUGCAAAUCUCUAUCUCUGAAAAUGUUCAGGGCCCCAAACUGUAAAGGUGUACCACGUUUCAUGCUUUUAUAUCAAUGUGAACAAAUCACCUCAAAUUUGGCGCUAUCAUCUGGACUAUAUAUUAUUGAAAUACUUUUGCUAUUUAAUUCAAAUGAUUAAAAGUAAAUGUGCCAAUAAUUAUUAUAAACUAAAAAACAAACUGUUUAUUACAAUAUUACCAUAUUACAAUAACUUGCUUUAUUUCAGAUUAAGAAUCAGACUUAAGUUAUGCUCACAAAUACAGGGACUUUGACUCCAUGUGCGGCUUUUCAUUUUUGUGUCAGAGCUUUUCAUUUAUCGAUUGCUGUCGGGAAGUAAAAAGAAUUCCAAUAAUAUAGCAAAAAAUGCUUCUCAAAUAAUUCAGUGCACUCCUAUUUAACCUCACUCGUUUGGGGUAAAGCUGUACAAAAGACCGUCUCUCACUGAAAUGAAGUCCCAGCAGACAAGCAGGGACAACGUAUAUCACUGCCCUCUCAGGCGAUAAUGAGACGAAUCGCUGGGAUUUUAAAAGAACAUGAUUCGUCCAUCCAUCAUUAAAGGGUCGAAACCGACUGAUAACAUUAUGAAUCGCUCACAUUCCUGUUUGUGUCGUGUUACAAGUCAAAUCCAAACCCUUUGAAGUCUCUGCGAGCCUCUUAUCUGUUUGUCCUCAGAUCCGUCUCUGUGGGAAUCUUUAUCUCUGUGGAUUACUGGUGGACCACCAAUGUGGCUCUUCGCAGCCUGGAUGAGCCCAUCCUACUUGGCCAAGGUGUCAGCCUGCCACCAGAGGGCAGCAGAGCGCAUGGUGGAAGGAGCCGUGAGGAAUGGAGGAUUAUACAUCAAACUUGGCCAAGGUCUGUGUUCCUUCAACCACCUCCUGCCCCCCGAGUACAUCCGCACCCUGCAAAUACUGGAAGACAAGGCCUUGAACAGGAGGUACAAAGAGGUGGAUGCUCUCUUCCAAGAAGACUUUAAUAAAACACCAGAGCAACUUUUUAAAACGUUUGACUAUGAACCCAUAGCUGCUGCCAGCCUGGCCCAGGUUCACAAAGCAGAACUGUUAGAUGGGACUCCAGUCGCUGUGAAGGUGCAGUACAUUGACCUCAGGGAUCGGUUUGAUGGUGAUAUCAGAACACUGGAGAUCCUGCUGGAUAUUAUUAAGUUCAUGCACCCCAGCUUUGGAUUCAGAUGGGUUCUUAAGGACUUGAAGGGUACUUUGGCACAAGAGCUGGACUUUGAGAACGAAGCCAGGAAUUCUGAGAGGUGCGCUGAGGAGCUGAAACACUUCCCUUUUGUUGUUGUACCCAAAGUCUUCUGGGAGCAAACUAGUAAGAGAGUGUUGACAGCAGAGUUUUGCAAUGGCUGCAAAAUCAACAAUGUGGAAGAAAUUAAAAGACAAGGAUUAAGUUUGAAAGAUACUGCAGAUAAACUGAUCCGAACAUUUGCUGAGCAAAUAUUCUACACCGGUUUCAUCCAUGCUGACCCUCAUCCCGGAAAUGUUCUAGUGAGACGAGGUCCCGAUAACAAGGCAGAGUUGGUACUGUUGGACCACGGCUUGUACGAAUACCUCAGUCAACGUGACAGAGUGGCCCUUUGUAAACUGUGGAGGUCCAUAAUCCUGAGAGACCAAGCAGCAAUGGAGAAGUACUCCAAUGCACUUGGUGUCAAAGAGUACUUCCUCUUCUGCGAGAUGCUGCUGCAGCGACCCAUCAACAUGCGAGAGCUGGGUCUGUCCAACAUCCUGAGCCGAGAGGAGACAACCUACAUGCGUGAAAUGGCCAGCCAGCGCUUCGACAGCAUCAUGCAGGUGCUCAAGUCGAUGCCCCGGCCCAUGCUGCUCGUCUUCCGGAACAUCAACACGGUCCGAAGCAUCAACAUCACUCUGGGAGCACCCGUGGACCGCUACUUUGUCAUGGCCAAGAGUGCGGUGCGAGGCUGGGGGAAGAUUCAGGCUGAGAGGACAGGGAUUCUGGCCCGGCUCUGGGUCCUCCGCUGGGUGAGGACAACAUGGGAGAGUCUCAAGUUUGAACUGGCUUUGAGAUGGGAGAUGAAGGUAAUGAGUCUGAUGCGUUCCACCCUGAGCCUGCUGUCGUACUUCGGUGUCAUAUCUCUGGACGCAGACAUGUACGAGUACCUGAGAUAGUACACAGACGUCAACACCGUGAAGGAACGGAGAAUAAGGACCUAUGCCAAGCAUAAGUUCAUGCAACCCAACAGCAGGGAGCCUUUCACUACUGUAGCAGCUCCACAAGCUACUAGUAAUGGUGCUGCUCAAGUGUGCUCAUUGUUUCCACACCAAAUCAUCCUGAACUCUGGUGUCAGAAGUAACUGCGGAAUGCAAAGCACCAGACUUACUCCAGAAUAGACUCCCAGAACCUAACAGGCUAUUUUAAUGCUUUUAAAUUCAUUAUUACAUAGAUUUUUGGCUAUUUACAUAUUUAAAUUUAAGAUUAGUGUAAUUUUAGUACAGCAAAUUGUUUUGAAAUCCAAAUGUAAAGAUAUUUUAAGCUGCAGUUUAUUUAAAAAAACUGGCAACAUUACUCAGUUAUUCUAUCAGCAGCCGCGGCGUCCUGGCCAAGCAACAACAUAUAUCAUUGUCUCCCUCAUUGUCCUGAAACAUUUCAUUGUAAAACUGCUGCUUUAAUGACAGGUGAUUAAAUACAGGUACAUUAAAUACAGUACAUUUUUAUAUUUUUGUUCGGUUUUACUUAGAGAACUAUGCGGUUUGGUGAUUUUGGUCCCACUUUUGGUCCUGAGUUCAACAAUGACUUACACUGCUUAUAGGUCAAAAGAGAAGUCCAGUGUGACCAAACCAAAUGUUUUUCAAUUAUUUUAGCAAUAUGAAUAAAUUAUUCUACCUCCUUUU